CUCCACACUCAAAGCUCUCUCACACCCUUUUCUUCUUCUUCUUCCUCCUCUCCUCUGCAACUCUCGGGGCUCCUUGCCCCGAAUCCGAGCUUGAGAGAAUGUACUCUGCUAUGCAUUCUCUGCCUUUGGAUGGGGGUGUUUGUGGGCAUGGAGAGUUUAGUGGAUCGUUGGAUGGUACGAACUUGCCGGGUGAUGCUUGCUUGGUUCUGACUACGGAUCCAAAGCCGCGGCUGAGGUGGACGGCGGAGCUCCAUGAGAGGUUUGUGGACGCUGUCACUCAGCUUGGUGGCCCUGACAAAGCGACACCUAAGACCAUUAUGAGAACAAUGGGAGUAAAAGGCCUUACCCUUUAUCACUUGAAAUCACACCUUCAGAAAUAUCGACUGGGAAAGCAAUCGUUCAAAGAAUCAACUGAAAAUUCAAAGGAUGUUGGGAUUGCAGCAUCUUGCAUUGCUGAAUGUCAGGACACUGGGUCUUCGGCAACCUCAUCAAGAGUGAUUGCACAAGAUUUGAAUGAUGGCUUCCAGGUUACUGAGGCAUUGCGUGUACAAAUGGAAGUGCAAAGAAGACUGCAUGAGCAGCUGGAGGUGCAGCGUCGCCUUCAACUUCGAAUUGAAGCACAGGGAAAGUACCUACAGUCCAUACUUGAGAAAGCUUGUAAGGCUCUGAAUGACCAGGCUGCAACUGCUGCUGGACUUGAAGCUGCUAAGGAAGAACUCUCUGAACUUGCUAUUAAGGUUUCCAGCGACUGUCAAGGAAUGACUCCACUUGAUACCAUAAAAAUGCCAUCCUUGUCUGAAAUUGCUGCAGCAAUAGAGAACAAAAGUGUCCCAAAUAUACUGGCUCGCAUGGGCAACUGCUCUGUUGAUAGCUGCUUGACAUCAACUGGAAGCCCUGGUUCUCCAAUGGGUAUGAGUUCACUGGCUGUGAAGAAAAGGCAAAGGCCCUUCUUUGGAAAUGGAGAAUCGUUGCCCUUAGACGGCAACAUGAGGCAAGAAGUAGAAUGGAUGAUGAACAAUAUUGGAUGAAAACCUCGAUUCUUUAGAAUUUGAGAUCCCCUUUCCGUACAACUUUUUUGUACCAGUUGUCUAGUUAAUCUAAACACAUAUCUUUUGUAACACCCAUCAGUGUUCUGUAUAUUGGUAAGCAGACUGUUUGUAGUGUGGGGAUCCCCUUUACUUUCAUACCGUUGCCGUGGGGUUUGGAACAGCAGAACCAGCUCAAAUUUUUGUUGUUGUCAUCCUAUUGCAAUUAUCAGUAAUUACUUUUAUGAGCAUCAAAGCCGAGAUGUAUGGAGUGCUGAUGACAUGAUAUACAGAAAAAUCAUUUCAACCCAGUAAUCUCGUAGAAACUGAAGUUAACAAAAAGUAGCAGAAAUGGUGCCACUGCACUUGGGAAGGGGGAUGCUUAAACAAAAUCAUAGUGUACCUGGAGAUAAUUCAACCAUGAAAACUAGCUUACAAAUUCAGCUGGGUAACAUGUCUGCACUUCACAAACUUUACUGUUUUGAAGAUACUGACUUCAUUAUAAUUGUUGUGCAGAGUGCAGACACUGACUUCAAAUAUGUAUAUCUGUUUGAUUAAUUCAUU
Molecule: messenger RNA, 1589 nt
Organism: Fragaria vesca subsp. vesca
Lineage: Eukaryota; Viridiplantae; Streptophyta; Magnoliopsida; Rosales; Rosaceae
Exons: 7
Coding region: 99-1028 (309 amino acids)
Molecular function (GO): DNA-binding transcription factor activity; DNA binding
Source: RefSeq, a predicted model, not a curated record